Amblyraja radiata (thorny skate) is the source of this 867-nucleotide messenger RNA. It is a transcript of the gene lrrc51, whose product is annotated as leucine rich repeat containing 51. The coding region runs from base 34 to 708 and encodes 224 amino acids. The transcript is spliced from 5 exons. The record is from RefSeq and is a predicted model, not a curated record. NCBI's taxonomy places the organism in Eukaryota, Metazoa, Chordata, Chondrichthyes, Rajiformes, Rajidae.
ACGCCAGAGGCGUGAUGCGCCGGCGGGAGCGGGAUGGAGCCGCGGAAGGGAAGCACCGAUAGUGCCCGUCGAUUCUCCGCCUUCGACCAAUCGAUCGCCGAGUCAUCAGUAUCGACGGCCCCCCAGCCGCGGACUGUGAACACAAAGGAGUAUGACUCUAUCUUGUAUGGCCCAGUUGUGGAUUAUUCCUUCAGAAGUUUGGAUUCUGUACAUGAUGCCAUUAAGCUGACGCCCCGGACGGGCGUGAAACCCAACGAGUUCACGGAGGAUCGGAAGAUGAAGAGCUGCUCGCUGCGGCUGAGCCACAACCGACUGAACGACCUGAGCGGUCUGAAGCAGCUGAUCGACACGUUGCUGGUGGAGCCACGCCGUCUCUUCUGGAUCGACCUCUCCUUCAACAACUUUGACCUCAUCGACCCUGUGCUGAUUUUGUGCAUCCACCUGCAAGUUCUGAACAUGCACGGGAACCAGGUGGCCAAGCUGUACGAGGUGGACAAGCUGGCGGUCCUGGCGCACCUGCGGAGCCUGACUCUGCACGGCAACCCUGUGGAGCUGCUCAAAGGAUACAGGAGCUACAUAGUGGGGAUGAUCCCACAGUUGAAGUCGCUGGACUACAGCACGAUCACCAAGCAAGAUCGCUCCACCGCUGCCGUCAUGAAGUCGUUCACCAGGCACAAGCGGCCGGCGCGGAGACGCUACGACGAGUAGCUCCCCACCCGAGGAGUGCCUGCCGCCCGCCCCGCCGUGCUCCGUCCCAUCGUGGCCGGUUCCCAGGCCGAGAGAGAGCAGGGAAGGGCCCGACUUUUUACUGCACGUUGCCCCCGCCUGAAUUUCAAUUAAAAAAAAGUCAUGAUGAUUGGUAUUAUC